This is a messenger RNA of Alternaria rosae, 1241 nucleotides long. Its product is annotated as Yip1 domain-containing family. The record is from RefSeq and is a predicted model, not a curated record. Lineage: Eukaryota; Fungi; Ascomycota; Dothideomycetes; Pleosporales; Pleosporaceae. Gene Ontology annotation, biological process: vesicle-mediated transport. Gene Ontology annotation, cellular component: Golgi apparatus; membrane. The coding region runs from base 38 to 952 and encodes 304 amino acids. Gene Ontology annotation, molecular function: small GTPase binding. The transcript has 4 exons.
UCGCGACAUAUCGACAGCCCUCCCCUCACAAGUAACCAUGGCGAACCGAGGCUACGAUGUCGUCGUAGACGUUGACCAAGAGGGCGACCUAGGCCAUACCGACCUGCAAGAAGACCUCGAAUUCCACAGCUCCAACUUCGACACCCAACCCACCGGCCGCGGCGCCCCCAAAAUCCAACCCGACUCCACCAGCGGCUCCUUCCUCCCCGGCCCCUCCACCAGCACAUCCCCCACAUCGCGCAAACACUACCUCUGGUCCCUAAACUUCUACGCCCAAGCCUUCGACGUCGACACCGCCGAAGUCCUGCGCCGCUGCACAUCCACCCUAUACCCACGCGCCAAUUUCCUCGACGUGCUAGAAGGGAACCCGGACCUCUACGGCCCCGUAUGGAUCGCCACAACCGUCAUUGUGAUUCUGUUUUUGACCGGAACGAUUAAUCAGUAUCUGGCGCAGAAGGGCGAGGAGCACUUUGCGUAUGAUUUUAAGCUGUUGAGUGGAGCGGCGGGACUGGUGUAUGGGUAUACAGCGUUUGUGCCUGUGGGGCUGUGGGGCGUGCUCAAGUGGUAUGGGAGUGAGAGUGCGAAUUUGAUGGAGUGUGCUUGUUUGUAUGGGUAUGCGAAUUUGGUAUGGAUUGCGGUUUCUCUGGUGGCUUGGAGUCCUUGGGGUAUCCUCAACUUCACAGUCGUAGCCCUCGGACUCGCGGCCUCGGCGUUUUUCCUCCUGCGCAACCUCUACCCUGUGCUCAGCACCACCGAAGCGAAGACGAGCAAGAUUCUGCUUAUUGUCGUGUUUGUUCUGCAUGCUGGGUUUGCAAUUGCGAUCAAGGUGCUGUUCUUUGCGGCGACGAGUCCCGUGGGUCCGAAUAAGGGUGGGGAUAAGGAUGCAGGGAAGGGGGUCGCGGAUGGGGGGUCGGAGGGUAAAGGGGGUAUGCUGAGGAUGUUGAUGGGUUGAGAUGGGUUGGUGUGGGGGGAUGAGGAGAUGGGAGGUAGUUGAGGCAUGGGAUGAUAGAAUUUGGUAGUGAGAUACCAGUAUGGCCUGAAGGCUACAGCGCCUUAUCAAUGAGCAGACAUUUUUUGAUAAUGUAGAGGGAAGGUCUUCGGUGCUUAAAGCGUGCGUUAUCACUAGACUCGUAGGGGAGCGUGGAGGUAUACGAUACGCCAUAACUUUUCCAAGGUCCUCUAAACACACACCGAAGACAACCAAGCUCACAUACAACACGCAUACAGGAGUCAGGAUUUCG